AAAAGCGCAUCUUGUGGAAAAAAUGAUUGUAAACAUUAAUAUGCCGCCUCCUCAAUCAUGUGACACCUUUGUUGUGCUCCCGCCUCAUACAAGUGAUAAUCAAGUGAUAUUUGGCAAAAACUCUGACCGACCUCGUCAUGAGGUGCAGGAAGUCGUGCACUUUGCAGGAGGAAUCAGACAGGGACCUUUAAAGUGCACAUACAUUAAGAUUGAGGAGAGUUGCAAGCCACUGAAUGCUGUCAUACUGAGCAAGCCAGGCUGGAUGUGGGGAGCGGAGAUGGGAGCCAACGACAAGAGCGUGGUCAUCGGCAAUGAAGCGGUGUGGACUAAAAAUGACAAGGGCCUUGGAAAUGCACAGGAAAAACGCUUGCUGGGAAUGGAUCUUGUUCGCUUGGGCUUAGAACGAGGUAAUACCGCAGAAGAGGCAAUAGAUGUUAUAACAGCUCUCCUUGAAAAGUAUGGACAAGGUGGUCCCUGCAGUGAACAUGAUGACAAUCUCUUUUACCAUAACUCGUUCCUUAUUGCGGACCCCACUGGAGCAUGGGUGCUUGAGACGAGCGGCAAUCUGUGGGCUGCAGAGAAAGUGUUGACUUACAGGAACAUCUCUAAUGGGCUAACCAUUACUACAAAGAUUGACAAAAUGUCUGAUGGAUUAAAAGAGAAAGCGAUGGAGCUAGGACUUUGGGAUGGACAGGGUGAAUUUAACUUCAUGAAAACUUUUUCAUCUGGCGGGGAUCUCCAACGCCAACUCGACGGGGAAGCACUUCUCAGAAAUGGUUGUAAGGAUUCUCAAUUCACCAUAAAUGACAUGUUUUAUGUCUUGCGGCACAAGAAAAGCCGAAUAUGCAGAGGAUGCGAUGAUGGUUUUCCCACCCAAGGAAGUCAGGUAUCUAUUUUAACGGAGAACGGAAGGAGUGUCCAUUGGUUCACGGCUACACCAGACCCUAGUGUUUCUCUUUUCAAACCUUUUGUCUUUACUCCGAAUUGCGAAACUUCGUGCUACACAGAGAGUCUCCAGGAACCUAAACAUGAGAGUCGUCUAUACAAGCUACAUGCAGAUCAUAUAAUUCGAGGCACCAAAAGCCAAGAACUGAUCAGACAGUUACAAAUACUGGAAGCUGAGAGUAUCCAGAGAGUGGAAUCGACCCUGCGUCACUAUGAUGCUGGAGAAAAUUUAAACAUAGACAAUCUGAUGGAAGACUACGUUAUGAAGGAAGUUAAACUUUACAUCGUUGACACCGAAAAUGAGUAGAUUGUAAGAAUAAAUACGUGUUAAGAGUUAAAAACUAUUUAAAGGGCCAUUACGAAAAAAUUAACCAAAGAUUUUAGAAAUGUUUCAAAGUA
Messenger RNA from Cydia amplana, 1344 nucleotides. RefSeq names its product secernin-3. Gene Ontology annotation, biological process: proteolysis. Bases 23 to 1252 code for a protein of 409 amino acids. The record is from RefSeq and is a predicted model, not a curated record. Gene Ontology annotation, molecular function: cysteine-type exopeptidase activity; dipeptidase activity. The transcript is spliced from 6 exons. Lineage: Eukaryota; Metazoa; Arthropoda; Insecta; Lepidoptera; Tortricidae.